CAGAGAGCAUCGGCUGACAGCAGCACUUUACCGGGGAUGGAGGAGGGGGAUCUAGAGGCAUGAGCCGGGCUGUGACCGCCACAUGGACAGAUUGCUGACAAAAUGAAAUGUGUGCUGAUUUAACAUUAAGAGGAAGUUUUUGUGCGGUGGAACUACUUUUUCUAUUUUUGGUGUCUGUGUGCAGUCGCUUGGAGUAGACUAGUGAGACCAAGAUUCUCCUCCUGACCCCACAAACUGCUGCCAUGAUGUCCAAGUCAACCCUCCUGAAGGUGAUCCUCCUGGGUGACGGCGGCGUCGGCAAAUCGUCGCUCAUGAACCGCUACGUCACCAACAAGUUCGACUCGCACCUCUUCCACACGAUAGGCGUGGAGUUCCUCAACAAGGAGCUGGAGGUGGACGGCCACCACGUCACCCUGCAGAUCUGGGACACGGCGGGCCAGGAGCGCUUCCGCAGCCUCCGCACGCCGUUCUACCGCGGCUCCGACUGCUGCCUGCUCACCUUCAGCGUGGACGACGGGCAGAGCUUCAGCAACCUGUCCAACUGGAAGAAGGAGUUCACCUACUACGCCGACGUAAAGGACCCCGACAACUUCCCCUUCGUGGUGCUGGGCAACAAGCUGGAUGUGCCGGAGCGGCAGGUGUCAGGGGAGGACGCUCGGCAGUGGUGCCGGGAGAACGGAGGCCACCCGUACUUUGAGACGAGCGCCAAGGAUGCUACAAAUGUGGCAUCGGCCUUCGAGGAGGCGGUACGUCGCAUUCUGGCGUUGGACGACAGAGCUGAUCACCUCAUUCACACCAACACUGUGGACCUGCAGAGGAAGAGCCACCCUGACUCCAGCUGCUGCUGAGCACAGAGCUCAAUGUGAUGCUUCUGCAUUUGUGGUUUGUGACUUUGCAGAAAAGAGGAACUGUUGAAACCCUCAGAUAAAUGUGUGUGAUAGGAUCGGAAUAUUUUUUAGCUCAAAACUGACAAUAUUUGUGCCAAUAUUCUGCAUUUACACCACACAAGGGACAAAAAACUCUCAACCAAUCACUUCCAAACUCUGAUAAUCCCUAUUUAGGAAUAUGAUUAUUAAUUUAUACAAAGCAUUGAUGGUCAGUUAAUAGAAUGAUAUUUCUGACACAUUGUAUGGAUUAAUUUGUGGUCAGUGAUGACCUCAGUUGUAUCAGAGGUGGACAUAACUGGGUCAUACCUGAAGGUUAAAGGCCGGUAGUGAGUGAUUGUGAUUGUGUUGGGGUUUCUGUGAUAAGAACUAGCAGUCCUCAAGAUGAAAAACCUGACAAAGGCUGAAGGAAAAAAAGAGUCACUGAUGGAGCUGUGGUUACAAGUUUGAGCCCACAAAAGCAGAAGUAAAAACAUUAAUGUCUGCCUCUAGAAGCAGAAACAACCACAGCUAGUUUACAGCUACAAUAUUGUGAUUUGGUUCUGACUGUGACUCACACCCUCAAAAUGAUUUUCAACUACCAUGAGAAAACAACUGAGUGCUGUUAAGGUUUUUUUUUUCACAUCGUUAUUGUCAUAUUUUUUGUUAUGAGCACAAAGAGUCCAGCUAUAAUUCAAACUCUGGGAGUACAGCAUAUAUAAGGUACACAUGACAAAUAAGAAAGUCAAUUACCGACAUUGACUACUCGUGGUUUAAAGUUUAUACAGUUAGUCACUUGAUCAACUAGAUGUAAUCGUUUUUUAAUCUUUUGUUCUUUUCUGUUGGGAUGAUAGUGCCAAAACAGAAAUCUUAAAAAAUCGUGUUGAUUUGAAUAUCGAGACUUUUGGUAACACCAGUGAUGAUGGAAUUUUGUGUUUCUUUAAGGAAGAAUUAAGCUACUUUUAUUUGUUGCUGGAGAUAUUAAUUUACUGUAUUUCAGUAUUUAUUGAUUCUUGUUCCUUCUUCUCUCACUAUGACCUGAAGCUUUAGUUGUAAAAUCAAAUGACUCUAAUGACACUGUGGCCUGUUCAUGUAUAAUCUUCAUUAGCAGUACCUUGUUUAAGGCCAAUGACACACACAGUUUUUUUUUUUACACUGGAAAUAAAACAGAAGCCAAC
Molecule: messenger RNA, 2041 nt
Organism: Anoplopoma fimbria (sablefish)
Lineage: Eukaryota; Metazoa; Chordata; Actinopteri; Perciformes; Anoplopomatidae
Product: ras-related protein Rab-9A-like
Exons: 3
Coding region: 243-848 (201 amino acids)
Biological process (GO): Rab protein signal transduction; retrograde transport, endosome to Golgi
Cellular component (GO): late endosome; phagocytic vesicle; lysosome
Molecular function (GO): GTPase activity; GTP binding
Source: RefSeq, a predicted model, not a curated record